Arctia plantaginis is the source of this 321-nucleotide messenger RNA. Lineage: Eukaryota; Metazoa; Arthropoda; Insecta; Lepidoptera; Erebidae. The record is from the annotation of a GenBank genome assembly.
AUGGCAGUUGUAAAUACGACGCAUCUUGCAUGUUAUCCUAGGGUGGCGGCGAUGGGACGCGUCACUAUGGCGCGGCGGUUCGGUGCCAAACAGCCGGGCACCCACGGCAGAUGGCCUAACACUGGUGUGUCCCUCACAAAAAUAUCAAUGUGUUUCCAAUGGUGGCCACCCUCCGCUGUUCGCAUCCCCUGCAAGCUGGGGCCGUGGCGGCGAGAGGACGCGUCGGCGAGGCGCGCGGCGGGACGGUGCCACCACGCCGCCCCAAGCCGACGGUCACCUAUGAGAUCGGGGUUGCCAGAUAAUGGACACAUAAAGAUGUAA